Salvia hispanica is the source of this 1769-nucleotide messenger RNA. RefSeq lists its product as uncharacterized. NCBI's taxonomy places the organism in Eukaryota, Viridiplantae, Streptophyta, Magnoliopsida, Lamiales, Lamiaceae. The record is from RefSeq and is a predicted model, not a curated record.
UUCAUUUCUAAUUCUACUCCUUAAUUAAUCCCAAUUUCUCGUUUAGGUUUUCUCGACUGAACACGAAAAUAAGAAUUCAAAUUGGAGCAUUGAGCAAGGAGAUUCAGUAAUCCGUAGCCAUGUCGGUGACGGCGGGGGUUAGCGAUACAGUGAUUGCGGUUAGGGAUAAGCUCAGGGGUAAAAUCGGGCAGACCAAAGUGAAAAGGUAUUGGCCGGGAAAAGCUCCGGAGUGGGCGGACGACCACGAUGAAGGCGGCGAUAUCCGGAUGGCGAGGUCGGCUGCCCUCGAGAAAGCUUUCCCCUCUAACGACGCCUCCAACGCUGCGCGGAAGGAUGAUCCUAGGUUGCGCCGUCUGGCUCAGAGUCGGAUUGAUAAUCGCGAUGAGGUUAGGGAGGAUCACAGGAGGAUUAGGCAAGCGGAGAUUGUCUCGACUGUGGAGGAGGAGAGCAGGAGGCUGGAAGGGAUGGAUGUUGAGGAGGAGGACGAUGAGGCCUUGGAGGAGAGGAGAAGGAAAAUUAGGGAGAAGCUGCUGCUAAGGCAACAGGAGGAGGCGGCGCUGCUGCCGGAGGAGGAGGAGGAUGAGGUCGAGGAGGAAGAGGAGGAGGAGUCGGAGUAUGAGACUGAUUCGGAGGAAGAGACCACUGGCAUUGCCAUGGUGAAGCCUGUUUUUGUUCCCAAGUCGGAGAGGGAUACGAUUGCGGAGCGUGAGAGGCUGGAGGAAGAGGAGCGGGCGCUUGAGGAGGAAGCGAAGAGGAGGAUUGAGGAAAGGAAGAGGGAGACGAAGGAGAUUGUGGUUGAGAAGAUUAAGGAGGAUCUUGAGGUUCAGAGGAACAUGGAGUUGGAUGCCAAUAUUGCUGAUGUGGAUACCGACGAUGAUGUGAAUGAGGCAGAGGAGUACGAGGCUUGGAAAGCGAGAGAGAUUGCUAGGAUUAAGAGGGAUAGAGAGGACAGGGAUGCUAUGGUGAAGGAGAAAGAGGAGAUUGAGAGGGUCAGGAACAUGACGGAGGAAGAGAGGAAAGAGUGGGAGAGGAAGAAUCCUAAACCUACGUCACAGUCCAAGCAAAAGUGGAGAUUUAUGCAGAAAUACUACCAUAAGGGUGCUUUCUUCCAGUCGAAUGCUGAUGAUCAUGCCGGAACAGCUGGGGCUCAUUCCAUUUACACUCGUGAUUUCUCCGAUCCCACUGGAGAAGAUAAGAUGGACAAGACUAUAUUGCCGAAGGUCAUGCAGGUUAAGCACUUUGGCCGAAGUGGGAGGACGAAAUGGACUCAUCUUGUUAAUGAGGAUACGACUGACUGGAAUACUCCAUGGACCUACAAUGAUCCUCUUCGGGCCAAGUACAAUCAAAAAAUGGCUGGAAUGAACGCACCUAUAGAGAAACCUAAAGGAAGCAAAAAGAUGAAGGAUUGGGAGACAAAAUAAAACCAAAAAGUUCUACAAAUGUAGAUCGCAUCCCACAUUUGGGGGGGGACACAAGUAAGCAGCCAAUAUAUAUGCAGAAUAUGUAUGCAUUUCUUCUGCAUACAUUAGUAGUGAAGAAGUCUCCUGCGAAGUUCCUUUUGGAGUGCACCUUUUGACAACUUAUGCUCAUUAUGGUUUAGGUUUACCUAUAUAUUAGUGUUGUACUUUGAAUCGCCUGUACCUCGACUUCCUUUACUGGCUCCAUACUUGUGGCAUUGAUCUGACUAUUUUUGGAGCUGCUAUGUUGCCAAUCGCAGGCAUAAUCAUGCAAACCAGCUAACUGUUUGAUUAAAUUUAAUUGUUUUACAA